This is a messenger RNA of Perca fluviatilis (European perch), 1154 nucleotides long. Its product is annotated as claudin-17-like. The transcript has a single exon. Gene Ontology annotation, molecular function: structural molecule activity. The record is from RefSeq and is a predicted model, not a curated record. Lineage: Eukaryota; Metazoa; Chordata; Actinopteri; Perciformes; Percidae. Gene Ontology annotation, cellular component: bicellular tight junction; plasma membrane. Bases 109 to 798 code for a protein of 229 amino acids. Gene Ontology annotation, biological process: cell adhesion; bicellular tight junction assembly.
UACAGGCAUGGUGACAUCACAGAUUUAAAGCUCUGCAAAACAUAUUGGUUGAGCAGUCUUUUUCCUUAGAUGACAGCCAAGAGACAAGACUGCCCUUCCCUCUGAGCCAUGAGAGCAAAGUUGGAGGUCUUAGCCCUGGUCUUGGGCUUCAUCGGCCUGGUUGGGACCAUAGCGGUCACUGCCAUGCCCAUGUGGAGGGUCUCUGCCUUCAUUGGUGCCAAUCUCAUUGUCAUGGAGGAACUCUGGGAGGGCUUGUGGAUGGAUUGCUACAGACAGGCCAACAUCAGGAUGCAGUGCAAGGUGUAUGACUCCGUGCUAAUUCUUCCACUCGAGCUGCAGGCGGCCAGGGGGCUCAUGUGCGUGUCCAUAGUCCUGGUUGUCAUCUCUCUGUCCUUCACAGGAUGUGGGACCAAGAAGAGCAAUUGUUGUGACGACAGCAGAAAAGGCAAGAACAUCACUCUGGCCUUAGCGGGGGGUUUCUAUCUGCUUUCCUCUUUGACCACACUCAUCCCUGUCAGCUGGGUGGGCCAUACUGUCAUCAGCAACUUUUACAACCCAACGGUGCUGGAGUCUCAGAAACGGGAGCUGGGGAAGGCCCUCUUCAUUGGCUGGGCCACUUCUGGUAUUCUGCUGAUCACAGCGGUCAUCCUUCUGUUCAGCUACAGCAAACGUAGCUCAAAGGAGGAAGAGUCCUACACCGACGCACAUUUUAUGGCGGCAAGGGAUGUACAGAAAGAGGAUAUUGUGUACCUGGGGAGAACGCCAUCCAGCUUUCAUAAGCAUCAAGAAUAUGUGUAAAGAACUGAACUUUAUUGCCUGAAAUAUGCAAUUUCUACUUUCCAUGUGUCUAAGAUUUGAAAGAUGUUGCCUGAAGGUCAAGAAGAUGCAAAUUAUGUGUAUGUUUUCACUACCUAUUUACACAUUUUAAUCACUCUGUUUAAAUGAAUAAUGUACUUGUGUUCUUAUUGCACUAUGAAUUGUUCUCAUGUCCAUUGUUUGUAUUGUCAGCCCAAAUCCUUCACAGUUUAUGCAUUCAGUUAGCCUGACAAGCCAGACCCACAUCCAGAUGUUGGGUAUGGGAACUCACCAUUGACAGGGCUCAAUCAGAGGGGCGGGAUAAACUGUUGUCUUUCAAAUUCCGUCUGCACGCAAUA